AUGCAUGAAAAUAUAGGAUCAAAUCCCGGUUCUAGAAUUCCUGAAUUUAAUCGAUCCCAUUCAGUUACUACUGCUUCGCUGAAUUCCGAUACUUCAAAAGAGAAUAAUGAACAAGAUAGUAAUAUCGGGAUAAACAGUAAUGAACAGAUAAAAAAUGAAACCGACGAUAAUGAUAUCGAUGAUGAUUGUCAACAUUUGAAUGUUAAGCAGUUUUCUAUUGGAAUAUAUUCUGUAUUAAAGGAUACUGUUGAUAAAUUUCAUUUAGCAUUUUGUGACUUACAAUCAUCUCAAAAACAACUACAAGAUCAACUGAUUGCCUUAGAUCAAGCACUAGGUCGAUUAGCUAAAGCUCAAGAUAGUCCUCUAAAUCUAGAACCAUUUGUAUUGGUACUACAAGAAUAUAAACAACGGAUAUCAAAAGUACAUAAUUCUUUACGUAUUUCACAGGAUAGAGUUAAUCGUAUUCGUCAAAAUAUUCAGGCGAAGAAAAUCACUUAA
Messenger RNA from Schistosoma margrebowiei, 498 nucleotides. The record is from the annotation of a GenBank genome assembly. Lineage: Eukaryota; Metazoa; Platyhelminthes; Trematoda; Strigeidida; Schistosomatidae.